Molecule: messenger RNA, 645 nt
Organism: Lodderomyces beijingensis
Lineage: Eukaryota; Fungi; Ascomycota; Pichiomycetes; Serinales; Debaryomycetaceae
Source: the annotation of a GenBank genome assembly
AUGUCGUCAAGAAAGAAAACGUUAUUAAAAGUGAUAAUACUAGGGGAUUCGGGCGUUGGCAAAACAUCCCUUAUGCAGCAAUUUGUCAAUAACAAGUUCAGCCAGCAGUACAAAGCCACCAUAGGCGCCGACUUUUUAACCAAGGAGAUCCAAAUAGACAACAACAAAUCAGUCACUUUGCAAAUUUGGGAUACUGCCGGCCAAGAAAGAUUUCAAAGUUUAGGAGUCGCUUUUUACAGAGGAGCUGAUUGCUGCGUGUUGUGCUUUGAUGUUACCAAUGAGAAGUCGUUGAACAACUUGACGAGCUGGAAAGAUGAGUUCUUGGUGCAGCUGAAUGUAUCCAAUCCGCAAGAUUUCCCCUUCAUUAUAAUCGGCAACAAGAUUGACGUUGACGAUUCUAAAAAGAUCCCAAGUUUGCAAAAGAAAUUGCACAACAUCACGCAUAAUCAGUUGGGCGGCUUGAAUUACCCCGUGUUUGAAACAAGCGCGAAGGAUUCAGUGAAUGUUGAAGCUGCUUUUGAAGUUGUUGCUAAGAUGGCGUUGCAACAGGAAGAGUUGAAUGCCGCCAACGGCGGCGAUGUAAAUGAUGAUUACAAUGAUGCUAUUAAUAUUCAUUUGGGGUCUGAAUCAAGCUCUUGUUGUUAG